This is a messenger RNA of Carlito syrichta (Philippine tarsier), 1915 nucleotides long. It is a transcript of the gene MAPK9, whose product is annotated as mitogen-activated protein kinase 9. Lineage: Eukaryota; Metazoa; Chordata; Mammalia; Primates; Tarsiidae. The transcript is spliced from 12 exons. The coding region runs from base 121 to 1470 and encodes 449 amino acids. Gene Ontology annotation, biological process: JNK cascade; protein phosphorylation. Gene Ontology annotation, molecular function: ATP binding; JUN kinase activity. Gene Ontology annotation, cellular component: cytoplasm; nucleus. The record is from RefSeq and is a predicted model, not a curated record.
GCAACUUCAGGCGGACAGGUAGCGGUCUGAGCUGCGUCCACGGCUCAGUGCCCAGUGCUUAGAAAGCGCACAGUAUCUGACAACUGACCGGCUCUCCGGAACAUCCCGUGGCACUACACCAUGAGCGACAGUAAAUGUGACAGUCAGUUCUACAGCGUGCAAGUGGCAGACUCCACCUUCACCGUCCUGAAACGCUACCAGCAACUGAAACCCAUCGGCUCUGGGGCCCAAGGGAUUGUUUGUGCUGCGUUCGAUACAGUUCUUGGGAUAAACGUUGCGGUCAAGAAACUCAGUCGUCCUUUUCAGAACCAGACUCAUGCGAAGAGAGCUUACCGUGAGCUCGUCCUGUUAAAGUGUGUCAAUCAUAAGAAUAUAAUUAGUUUAUUAAAUGUGUUUACACCUCAAAAGACUCUAGAAGAAUUUCAAGAUGUGUACCUGGUCAUGGAGCUGAUGGACGCCAACCUGUGUCAGGUUAUCCACAUGGAGCUGGACCAUGAGAGGAUGUCCUACCUCCUCUACCAGAUGCUCUGUGGCAUUAAGCACCUGCAUUCGGCCGGUAUCAUCCACAGGGACUUGAAGCCCAGCAACAUCGUUGUGAAGUCAGACUGCACCCUCAAGAUCCUGGACUUCGGCCUGGCCCGCACGGCGUGCACCAACUUCAUGAUGACACCCUACGUGGUGACGCGGUACUACCGGGCCCCCGAAGUCAUCCUAGGCAUGGGCUACAAACAGAACGUUGAUAUCUGGUCAGUGGGUUGCAUCAUGGGCGAGCUGGUGAAAGGUUGUGUGAUAUUCCAAGGUACUGACCAUAUCGAUCAGUGGAAUAAAGUCAUUGAGCAGCUGGGGACACCAUCCGCAGAGUUCAUGAAGAAGCUGCAGCCGACAGUGAGGAACUACGUCGAAAACAGACCAAAGUACCCCGGGAUCAGGUUCGAAGAGCUCUUUCCGGACUGGAUCUUCCCGUCAGAGUCGGAGCGAGACAAGAUAAAGACCAGCCAAGCUAGAGAUCUGUUAUCGAAAAUGCUGGUGAUCGAUCCUGACAAGCGGAGCUCAGUGGACGAAGCCCUGCGCCACCCAUACAUAACGGUGUGGUACGACCCCACGGAGGCAGAGGCGCCACCACCUCAGAUUUAUGACGCACAGCUGGAAGAAAGAGAACAUGCCAUUGAAGAGUGGAAAGAGCUGAUUUACAAGGAGGUGAUGGACUGGGAGGAAAGAAGCAAGAACGGUGUUGUGAAAGACCAGCCUUCAGACGCUGGCCUCGGACACAGACAGCAGCCUCGAUGCCUCCACGGGGCCCCCCGAAGGCUGUCGGUGACGAGUCGGAAGCAGAAGCCUUCAUCACCGAGGGAGCUCUUGCACCGUGGCCUAGCGCCGAGCGCCGACGGCGCCCAACAGAGAACUCCAUGUUCUGCAUGUAAGAAACACGAUGCCUUGCCCCACUCGAGACCCGACAGGAUGCCUGCUUAGACCGCACGGUGAAGCAGACUGUGUCUGAAGGAGGACGUGCCAGCCACGCUUUGGAGGUUUGUUCAGGAUCAUUUCAGGCGAGCAGUUAGCAUAGGUGCAUUUGUUCAGAGUCGUGUGGUCCUAGUAGUGACAGUUUCUCGUUACCCGUGACUGUUGGGACGUGCGUGCAUGUGACCACAAACGCCUGCUUGAACUUGCCCAUCCAGCACUUUGGACAUCAGUAUUUAAAUGCCAAAUAAUCUUCCUGGUAGCGAUGCUUGUAGAAUUCUCUCUUAAUCCUCUUAGGUAAUUUGGUGUCUGUCCAGAAAAGAUAGAGCUCUGUGUGUUAAUCGGCCAUCACCAGAUUAUUGUUUCUCACCCUCUUUUAUGGUAUGAUUUAUUCUAUCUUUUGUAUUUCAGAAGGAAUAUAAUUAAAUCUAUUUAAUAAAUUAAAAGUACAGCUUUU